AUGCGAGCGCCUGUCCAGUCCGAUACCUCCAGAUCGACACAGUCCAAACGAUCAAUAGGUACCCUGUACGCCAAUCAAUCACCCACAAGCAAAAGCAACUGCAGCAGUAGCGGCCUCACUAGAGCGAUGAGUGACGUUGGUGUUGAUGUUGACACUGGCGACCUUAACACGCCGCCCGUCACUAUAGUCGGCUUUUCAGAUUUCGUGGCAAGUCAGCCUGGUGUACUUGAAGAGCAAGAUAAGGUCGACACGUCUCCCCUGGCUGGGAAACGCCCUCCUAGUACUCAUGGAAACAAGGGAAGUGGAGUGAAUAAGGUUUCGCGCGAUGAAAUGUGGCAGGUCAUUACAACAACAACGAAAGCCGCGAUAGGAAUUCUGCACAAAACAGAAUUGGAGGGAACUAAGUUUGCGUAUCUGGCGAACAUAUUUAACGCUCCAGUCCUAGGCCUUAAGGCCCCUAACCUCAGGGAGUAUCCAAACCUAACCACUGUGGUUAGGGUCGAGGCGGGAGACACAUAUGACCAAGCCCUCAAGAUACACAAUGCUGGCAGCACCAUCGAUCUAAUGCCAGUAUGUGUUCUUAGCUUUGCCAAUGGUGAAAUGCCCGGUGGGGGCUGGCUCAACGGUGCUCGAGCCCAGGAGGAACAGCUCUGCUACCGAAGCACACUCGUUUACACUCUCCACCCUCGGUUCUACCCAAUGCAAGAUCAUGAGUGCGUCUAUUCACCCAAUGUGAUCAUUUUCAGAGAUAGCGCGGAUACCGGAUAUAGCUUCAUGUCGGCGGAUGACAAGCUACACAUGAACCCAACUGUCAGUGUUGUCAGCAUGGCAGCGCGAAGCAGACCUCAAUUGACCGCCGACCAAUCCACGUACAAGGACGUGGCACAGCGAUAUCUUAUGAAAGCGAAGAUGCAAUUGAUUCUACGCACGGCAGCACACAACAAUCACCGCCGCUUGGUUCUCGGCGCCCUUGGUUGUGGCGCGUUUCGUCAUCCCCCUCAGGAGGUAGCCGACUGCUGGAAAGAAGUUCUCAUGGAUGGAGAAUUCAGUGGAUGGUUUGAGUUGAUUCACUUUGCAAUCAGAGACUCAAACGCUGAGAAUAAUCUUGCAAUUUUCACAGAGACAUUGGAUGGUUUGAACAUGGGAUAG
This is a messenger RNA of Penicillium roqueforti, 1149 nucleotides long. RefSeq lists its product as uncharacterized. The record is from RefSeq and is a predicted model, not a curated record. The coding region runs from base 1 to 1149 and encodes 382 amino acids. The transcript has a single exon. NCBI's taxonomy places the organism in Eukaryota, Fungi, Ascomycota, Eurotiomycetes, Eurotiales, Aspergillaceae.